UCCAGGUGAGGAGGAAAUCUUACGACAUGGAAAUACACAUUGCUUUUCAACGGAAUCACACGACGGCAGGAUGCAACGUGCGUAAAUUGAAAUGUGUCCGAGCAGAGACUCUGACAGCUGAGAAGGGCUCAAAUCUAUCGGUCUAUCUAGGGGUCUAAUCGAUCAUACACAAACGUUACAAUUUACAUCAGGUCAAUUACUUUCGCAAAAAACCGGUUUUAAUACGAACAACUUUUCCAAGAAAUUGUGUCAAAGUUCCUUGACUCAAAAGAUGUUAAUUUUUGCUACCUAUGCUACCUGAAAGAUGGCAGAAAGUGAUUGCAAACAAUGGAAAACAUAUCUCCGAAUAUUAUGCCAGUGUGAUUUUGAAGAUGUUUUACGUCAAAAAUACCAUGUCAGAAACUAUCAAUCUCAUCCAAUACGGUUUUAAAGAAAAACUGUUGUUGAAAAAGUGAAUAGUUUUAAUACAAAUAAGUUUCAUUUUGUAUUUAACAAAUGUUAUUAUUAAUUUGUUGUUAAAUAUUAAGUUCAGUAGUUGUCUUUCUCAGAUGCAAAGAUUUGGGCUGAAGUUUUUGCACAUUUUUUCUUCUUUGACGCGCUGUACAAGGCAUAAAAAUAAAGGAAAGAAGUAUAUUAAAACUGUGCUUCCCAGCUGUAUUCGUGCGGACCGCAUGAGCAGAAAGGACUUGCCCGAGGUGAUUCAGAUGUUUAUGGCGACUGCUCCUCCGUUUCGACCCAGGCUGAAAUUGAAGAGGGACGAACCACCGCUGAAAUUCCGUUUCACCGAAAUCCACAUGGAAUACAAGCAGACGGGGUGCAUUUAUAAGACGAUCCGGCUCUACGGCCCGGAAAACGUCGAGAUAAUGCAAGAGUACGUAUUUUCGUUCCCCGUUCCGUUUUUCUACUCGAUCCAUCCAUUUGGAUUGGCUGAGAUCGUGACUGAGGUCAUAGCCAGUUUGAAAAAGCUCUGUGCCGUGAACGAGGGCUUUCUGUCGAGACUGGAGAAAACGAAAGACGAUUUGGUUUCCCUCCUACGGCCGGAGCCGAAGAAACAAAAUAAUUUGAUUAAUAUUUGGAGUCUGUACAACCUUCACGUUUACGAUCCACUGAGGUGUUUCCAACUCCUGAAAAACAAACCACAUUUGGACUUGUAUCUGGAAUAAAAUCAUGUCAUUUAUUUAUUCGUUUAAACAUGUGUUAUAAAGUGAGAA
Messenger RNA from Cimex lectularius (bed bug), 1211 nucleotides. RefSeq lists its product as uncharacterized. Bases 549 to 1163 code for a protein of 204 amino acids. The record is from RefSeq and is a predicted model, not a curated record. Lineage: Eukaryota; Metazoa; Arthropoda; Insecta; Hemiptera; Cimicidae. The transcript has 3 exons.